Messenger RNA from Mytilus californianus (California mussel), 2242 nucleotides. RefSeq lists its product as uncharacterized. Bases 6 to 830 code for a protein of 274 amino acids. Lineage: Eukaryota; Metazoa; Mollusca; Bivalvia; Mytilida; Mytilidae. The transcript has 5 exons. The record is from RefSeq and is a predicted model, not a curated record.
UCAAGAUGUUAGUCCUUCUUUUGAUGAUCCUUCCAUUUAUAAACUGCACGAUCAAAUGGGAAAUAUCAGAACUACCAGUUGUUUUUGGUCGAGAUGUGAAACUCAUCUGUAAUACUUCUGCCCUAACAGUCAAGAGUAUGAAUACCACCAGGAGAAGGACAUGGUUUGGAGGACCAGAUCAUAAGAUACUCUCCGUAGAUGGAGUUUCUUUUGAUCCAUCAAAGUACUUAUCUGAGAUUAAUGAUAAUGGAUUCAGUGUUACAAUUAAACAUUUUUCUAUAGAAGACAUAAACCACGAAUAUAGAUGUUCAUAUGGGUUUGAUGAAUAUUCAAACAGUCUUUCAAUUGAUGACAAUUACGAAAGUAAUCCGACUAACCAAAAACAGGAACUGAACUACACGUUGCGCUAUGGAACAUUAAAUGUAUAUAUACUAAUGAAAAAAGUUCAUCCUAUUCCUAGCUGUUCUAUUUGCUUCAAGGAUACAUAUCUUUUAUCAACUCUACCGUCCAAAGUAAAAAAAGAUGAGUUAUUCUACAACGUUGAAUUCAACACUAGUCAUAAAGUAGAACACCUAGGUUGCGGUGCUUUUAAAGUACUAUGUAUUGUUGGCUCAACGAAGUAUAUUCUAAUUGAUACACAUAUAUGUGAUACUCAGGGCAAUAAUACAGACUAUAACAUAAAAGCACCAGUGGAUAGGACAAGUACAUUGAUGAUAUCACUGUUUAUAUUAUUUGUUGGAGCUGUUUUUCUUGGGAUAGUUUUAUUAUUACUUCACCUUUUUUUCAAAUGUCAGAACAAAAGCCUUGAUAGCGAAAACGACAUCUGUUGAAUUUAACCUUCAGUUUAGAUGUGCCGACUAUUAAAAAGUGUAACUGUCCGAAGAGCCAAAAACAUUGAAUAUUGACGAAUUUAUAAAUUCAUAUUUGUCCAGCAUUUACUUCAUAACCAUCACCUCUAUCAAAGAGCACGAAUAUUAAAACGCUGUACGACUACCUGAGGUAGUUUCAAGUCCUAGAUAUUGACAAAUUAUCAUUCCUUUUAUUAAUUUCUUAAUUGAUUUCCGAACCGUAAGUUUUACAAUUGGAUAAAAAGAAUCUACAAUAACCUUACAAAACUUCUCACAUUUAUUUUCGAUGAAGGUUGAUAAACACUUCAUUUUAUUAUUUAUUUCGGAUCCAGUUAGUUACCGUAAUAAAUUUACAGUUUUUCUUGAAUAUUUCAUUAUAAGAACUCCGUUUUGAAUUAUUGCUAAAUCAUAUGAAUGGAUAACAAAAAUUUUUAAAAAAGUUUAGCACCAUAGACUAAGACGUUUUAUUAUCAACAACGAAAAGCGAUGUAUUUUUCGUGACAUUUUCAAGAGUAAAUGAGAUAAAAUUGAGAAUAGAAAUGGGACUAGAUAUCGUUCAUAUAUGUGAUAUGAUAUAAAUUUGAUUGACUGAGUAGAACACCCAAAACAUAAACCCUCGUUGAAAUCAUAAUUAAUAGCAUUUCCACUUAAAACUAAAACAUUUGUGCUAAAAAGGUCAAGCACGACGACUGUACGAUAUGUUAGGGGCGACAACACCUGAAAUAUCUCCGGAUUGUACCCUUUGUGAUCUUAUGCUAAUAGUAGUUAACAGUAUAAGUUUCCAUAUAAAUUUAUAACAUUUAUAACCAACAACUUACGAUAUGGAGCCGUAAAGACAUCCAUUUGCAACUAUGAUAAAAAACAAAACAACCAAAUAUGUAUUUACAGUUAAAAAAAGUUAUGGUCCUACAUCCUAAUGAUAUAAUGUAGCUGAAUUACACAAGGACAUGCAUUUCUCAGACUGUAUAUGAGUUAUUUACACUAAAUCCAUUAGAUGCUUACUGAUUUAUAGUUCAUUCUGGGAUAACGUUAUUUGUGUAUAAGUUGUAAAUGGAUUCCAAUUACAUGUAGUUACUCCGAGUACUCUUAUAUCGGUACUGUGGGUCUGUCGUCUUUUUGUAAGGUGUGUUUGAUGCGGGCCAAUCUUUGGACAAAUCAGUCUGUUUCCAAUGUUUUAAUCAUUGUUGAAAUUCGUACGGUUAAUUAAUUGUUUACACCCAACGUAAUGUUGACUCCGGUAGAUAGUUAUGUUAUUGGCAAUCACAUCUUUAUCUUUAUAUCAAUAAGGGUCAUAUAAUUUUAAAUAUCUUAAAACGUUCUCUUAAAGAAUCCACUUUUAAACAAGUAUUUUAACUUAAUCUCCAAAUUAUAUGAAAUUUAAUUUGAAAGUAAAC